AUGGAAAAAUAUUUUAAAAGAAAAUCCGAGUUGGAGUUGUCAGGACCUAUUGGGAGAAGUGAUGAUAGUUCAAAGCAAAGUCGCAUAGAAAUCAAUAUGUCCGAUCUUCAUUCUGAUCCUGGUUUACGAACUCGGAUUUUAGAUUACAAUCCAAACAUUCGAGAUGAAAUUAGAAGAGCUUACUUACAAAAAGGCCCUUGUCAGCCUAGAAAUCAUGAUUUCCCUCAAAAGAAAUUUGGAAAAGAGUCAAGACGAUUCAACCCGGCAUGGUUUGAUGAAUUCCCUUAUUGGUUGGAAUAUAGCAUCAAGGAAGAUGUUGCAUUUUGCUUAUGUUGUUAUCUUUUUAAAACAAAUUUGGGAGAGAAAGCUGGAGGUGACUCAUUUGUUGGUACAGGUUUUUCAAAUUGGAAGAAAAAGGAAAGAUUUCAAGUUCAUGUUGGAGGUCCCAAUAGUUCCCAUAACCAAGCUCUGAAAAAAUGUCAAGCCUUAAUGAAUGAAAAACAACAUAUUGAAAAUGGUUUCCAUAAGCACUCACAUCAAUCUCGAAUUGACUACAGAAUCAGAUUGAAUGCAUCUGUUGAUUGUAUUAGAUUUCUUCUACGACAAGGUCUUGCCUUUCGUGGCCACGAUGAGUCUGAGGAUUCAAGCAACCAAGGCAAUUUUCUUGAGCUUUUGCAAUUUUUUGUUGAUCACAAUGAGGAAGUUAGAGCUGUUGCUUUGAAAAAUGCUCCUGAAAACCUCAAAGUAACUUCACCCAAGAUUCAAAAAGACAUUGUAAAUGCUGCAGCAGUUGAAACAACUGAUGCUAUUAUUAGAGAUAUGGGUGAUGCAUUCUUUUCUAUUUUAGUCGAUGAAUCUCGUGAUGUAUCAGUAAAAAAGCAGAUGAUUGUUAUGUUUCGUUAUGUAGACAAGAAAGGAUGUGUGAUUGAACGGUUCAUAGGUAUUGAACAUGUUACAAGUACCACAGCUGAGUCACUUAAAGCAAGUAUUGAUUCAUUAUUUUCUAGACAUAAAUUGAGUAUGUGCAGAUUACGAGGUCAAGGUUAUGAUGGGACUAGUAAUAUGAGUGGAGAGUUCAAUGGUCUGAAGACACUUAUUAUGAGGGAGAAUGAGUCUGCUUACUAUGUUCACUGUUUUGCACAUCAACUUCAGUUGGCUAUUGUGGGUUUGGCAAAAAAACACAGCCUCAUAGGUGCUUUUUUCACCUUAGUUUCUAAUGUGGUAAAUAUUGUUGGAGCAUCAUCGAAGCGUCGUGACAUUCUUCGAGAUAAGCAAGCUCUCAAAGUAGUUGAAGCACUGACUAAUGGGGAGCUUUCUAGUGGGAAAGGUUUAAAUCAAGCAACAGAGAUUAAGCGUUCAUGUGAUACACGUUGGGGCUCAUAUUAUGGUACGUUGAUAAACUUUAUUACCAUGUUCUCAUCUACAAUUGAUGUGCUUGAUGAAAUUGCAAAUGAUAGAUUGACUGUUGAUCAAAAACAUGAGGCAUUUAUACUGCUAGGAUUAGUGCAAUCAUUUGAUUUUGUAUUUAGUUUGCAUUUGAUGAGGAAUAUACUUGGAAUCACAAAUGCAUUGUCACAAGCCUUACAGAGGGAUGAUCAAGAUAUUGUGAAUGCCAUGGAUUUAGUUGAAUUAUGUAAGCAACAAUUCCAGAAGAUGAGGGAGAAUGGAUGGGAUUCUUUAUUGGAGGAAGUUUCUGUUUUUUGUAGGGAUCAAAGUAUUGAUGUUCCUAACAUGGGUGAUAUGUUUCUAGCUCGAGGGAGGUCACGACGCAACGGUCCAAAAAUCACAAAUAUGCAUUAUUAUCGUGUUGAUUUUUUCUAUGAAGUGAUAGCUUUGCAACUCCAAGAGUUAAAUAGUCGUUUCAAUGAGGCCAACACUGAGUU
This is a messenger RNA of Prunus avium (sweet cherry), 1883 nucleotides long. NCBI's taxonomy places the organism in Eukaryota, Viridiplantae, Streptophyta, Magnoliopsida, Rosales, Rosaceae. The record is from RefSeq and is a predicted model, not a curated record.